Messenger RNA from Labrus bergylta (ballan wrasse), 3038 nucleotides. Lineage: Eukaryota; Metazoa; Chordata; Actinopteri; Labriformes; Labridae. The record is from RefSeq and is a predicted model, not a curated record.
CUUAGUAAGUCGGGAGUUUUUCACUCGUGAUGACCGUGAGGAGGUCUUGUGUCAGUUGGGGCCCCGGGCAAGAGUAAGAAAGGUGUUGGACAUCCUGCAGUGUAAAGGCGAAGAAGCAGCUAAUAUUUUCCUCUCAAUUAGCAUCAAUCAUCAGCAAGAGGCACAGAAAUACUCCAAAGAAGGCAACACAGAUCAACCUCAGUCCGUAGAGUACAACAAAGUCAAACAAAAGCAUAAAGAUGUCCUUAGGCGCCGGAGCGAGAGCAUGCUCUUCUACAACACUCGACAUGGAGAGAAAAUCCUUUUUUCUGAACAUUAUGUCAACCUCUUGUUGGUCGAUGGACACCAGGGGUUGGACAUAAAAAGACAUGAGGUUCUGACAUUUGGGCAAAAGCGAUUGUCUUUGCAGCAGAAGUCAGCAGUUCAUAGAAAAAUCACACCAGGGGAAAUAUUCCUCAGUCCAAAUGGAAGUCGUCCAGUCAAGAAAGUUCUGGUGACAGGGGUGGCUGGCAUUGGGAAAACCAUCCUUGUGCAAAAGAUGCUGUUUGAUUUCGGGGCAAACAAAAACUGUCUUACAUUUGACUUCGUCAUCCACAUGACCUUCAGAGACCUCAAUCUGAUCAACAAACCCACAAGCUUCCGGGAGAUGGUCUUGCGUAAGAACAGGCACCUAGCUAAAGAAUUGGAUAACAUUCUAGCUAAUGACAACAAUCUGCUUAUCAUACUGGACGGCUUUGAUGAAUUCAGGCACUACAGGAGCUGCGAGUCGACCUGCAGCUAUCAACCACAUCCCUGUCGGCUGCAUCGACCGUUUGUGCUCAUUUCUGGCUUCUCGUUGGCCGAAGUUCAAGACUUCUUCUCACGAUACUUCCAAGACAGAGCUCUUGCUGACCGCAUGUUCGCCGUGGUGUCAGCGAAUGAUCUCAUGCUGACAUUGUGUUACAUACCUGCGUUUUGCUACAUCGUGUGCUGCAUCCUCAAAGAAAGCAAAGAACUCGGUGGACCAAGCCCCAAGACCAUGACAGACAUUUACGUACAGUAUCUAGUGGCAUUGCUCCGCUCUCACACUCAAGCAAGAGCUGAAACCUUUUUUCAGGAGCAACAAGCAGGAGCCAAUCAGCAGCUAUCUGACACUGUGCUAAAGCUGGGCCGACUUGCCUUCAAAAAGUUGAUGGAGCAUCAAACUCUUUUCUACAGCAGCGACCCAGAUGUGGCAGCAGUAAAGGGAUGCAGCCUUGUGAGUACCUUCCUUGACAAGACGGUGGCCCAAGAGCCAGGCUGUACUGAAGAGGUUUACUCCUUUGCACACCUUACUGUCCAAGAGUUCUUUGCAGCCGUUUACUGUGCCGUCACUGAUCAGCCUUUACCUGAUGCAAUUCAGAACUCUACAACUCCCGUGGAGGGAUCCAACUACGGACAUUUGGACCUAUUCAACCGCUUCCUUUCUGGAAUCCUCUCUGAGCGCAAUGCUAACCUUCUGUCGAGGCAGGUGGGGCUGUGUUGUCAUAAAGAAAAAGUGGACUCCUAUCGUCAGAGGAUCAUCAGAGAACUUACAGCACGCUGUGAAAACGGGGCCCAUAUCCUCAACCAUCUGCACUGCCUGUUUGAGCAGCAGGACCCUUCUCUGGCCCUCGCUGUACAACCAAAGACACUGCGGAUUAAUGUUUGUGAUGAAACACUCUCCCAAAUGGACUACAAUACUAUCAAGUACUUCCUAAACCUGACAAACGGGACAAUAUCAGAGCUGGAUCUGACUGGGACCGGAGUAAGCUGUGAAUCACUAAGAGAUAUUCAGCCCCUGCUGAUUAGAUGUCAGUGUCUUUGGCUGGGAGAAAACAUCCUCGAUAUGGAAGCAGCUCAAGCGAUUGCUGAUGUGUUGCAAGUGUCAGAAAGUAUAACCCAACUAGGACUUGGAUGGUCGAACAUUGGGGAUGAGGAACUACUUGUUCUAUCACAUGCCAUACGCGUGAAAAAAAAGCUUGAACAGUUGUGGAUGGAGGGAAACCGCCUGACCUACAGAGGUCUGAGGUCCCUCAAGGACCUGACUCCAUAUCCUCUGGAAAGAGUUGUAGCCAUAUGGAAUGACCUGACUGACACCGAUCCAGAAACCUUUAGCACUAGAGAAAGUGUAACUGUGGAUUUCACAGAUGAUGAUAUGUGGGACGGAUGGGGGCAAUGGGUGUUGAAAAGGUGUGAGGUCAGCAGCAACGAGAAGUUAGUGAUGGUACUCCACAAAGUGUGCAACGUUUCAGCCCACUGCUUGAAAGCAAAGUGGGCGAAAACCUUUUACGAGCAACUAACACAGCUCAUCGCUGGCAGGAUAGAGAGCUGCACCGAGGAAGACAUGUGCAAGAAGCUCAGAAAGUUUGAGAACAUUUUGCAACACUGACAGACAAAUACUCACUUACCUCAAGUCAUAAGCUAUAAAUGGAGUUCAUGUGUUUGUUUGAUGUUAAACGCUUUGUGUGAAACAUAUUGAUUGUGAAUGAUGAACUAGUAUCACUACAGAAUUAUAUUUACUACAUAAUAUGAUGCAAUUUCCUGUCUUCAACCUCUAAUUUGGGAUUUUUGCCCAUGAGGGAAUGCAUGCAGGUCACAUAUCCAGAAUGUCAUUGAAAAUAUUCAAUAUGCAAAACAACUAGAUGGCCCGUACGGGGAUCGAACCCGCGACCUUGGCGUUAUUAGCACCACGCUCUAACCAACUGAGCUAACCGGCCACGGCGCUCUGAGACAUAUAUUAUAUUAUUCACCUAAAAUACAUUAAAGUUCUCGUGUUUAAUGUUUUAUCUACUUUCAGCACAUCAAUUGUUCCCCUUAAAAAAAAAAAGGCCAUGCUGGGAAUUUGAAAGUGAAAAAUGUAAUCUUUAACUACAUACUGGUUAUCAGGUUAAACAAAUUACAAUACCGUAGGCCUACUGUUUACAACAAUAUAUAAAAAAAUGUAUUACCUUAUAAUACUGAUGUGUUUUCUAUUUAUUUUGAUUUCUAUCAACUAUUUAUAUUACAAGCUAAAUGUUUUGUACCUUUGUUGUAAUAUA